AUGGAUGAGAAGCGAGAUAACUUCAUCGACUGGGAUGAAUUCCUGACGCACCUGAUGCUGGAGUACCACGAGAAGGAAAUGCUGAUCAAGGAGCAUCCAUCACGAUCAAAUUCAGUAACAACUGCAGCAACAGCAAAACCAGCAACAUCUGAACCAGUUCAAGCAACAAGACCAAUAACAGCAGCAGCACAAGCAACAGAAGCAGAAAUGGUGUCAACAACUGUAGCAGUUCCACUACAGUCACUGGCAGAAAAGAGGAAGGAAACCACAGGCAUCAGCAAUUACAGGGCAAAACCAACAGAUACUACAACAGCAGAUCCACCACCAACAGAAACAGUGCCAAUAAAAGAAUCAAAGGCAGCAACAGCACGAAGAAUCCUGUCAGCACCACCACCACAUCCACUACCACUACCACCACCACCACCUCUGGCCACAGAUGAUCGUAAGUUUAGUUACCUGCAAGGAAAAUAUAUAACUGUAAGUCAUGAUGGAACAGUUAAUUAUUGGUCACUGGAAUUUGAUUUAGAGAAGACAGUCCGCUCUGAGACACCUGAACUGAAGACUACUCAGACAUUUGUGACAGAUCUUGUGUGCUUACCUGAUUGUGAAAUUGUUUGUACAAGUGCAACUGAGGAUUUGCGAUUUUAUGACACAUCGGCCAAUAAAUUUGAACUCCGUGUUAUGGUAACUCGUUGGCCAUCAGUUAUUAUGAAAAUGUAUUAUCAUUUCUAUGAAGAUGUCAAUCAAGAAUCUAUUCUCAUAUUAGGAGAUGCUGAUGGCAACAUAAGAAUACUAUUAAUUAAAGUUAAGAACAAAGGUCCAUUUUAUCAUACACCUGGCACUGAUGUGAUUCACAUACAUUAUGAAGGUCUUCUUUCUGUGAAAACUCAUUUGAUUGUUACUGGUGGGCGAGAUUGCAUCAUCCGUGUGUGGAAUGUAUUUGUGCAGGCCAAACCAAAGUACAGCUUUUUUGGCCACAAAACAGCAAUUGUCAGUAUUGAACUCCAAGAUUCUGGUCAAAAAAUAUUUUCUCUUUCUAAAGAUAAAACUAUAAAAGUGUGGGAUUUAACUUUACAGUCAUGCAUUCAGACAUAUGUUGGUAUUACUCCAGAACUUGGAGAGCUCACUCCAGCAGUGUCUUUCUACAAUCCCAUUAAUCGCAACUUGUUGGUUGCCAGCAUGAAACUAGCUAUUGUUGUAUGUCGUGAAGAAAUUGAUUUGACACAAACUGAUGGGUUCACACACACAAAACCUGUGACAAAUGCAUUAUACAAUGAACUUUUUAAAAUUCUGAUUACAGUUGGUCAAGAUUCAAGUAUUAUGGUUUGGGACCCGUGGAUUGGGAAGAGACUCCUGUUAAUACAAAAUGCCCACCAUUAUCUAAAAUUUGGAGAGAUUCAUACAGUACAAAUAACUGCAGCCACAUACAGUCCUGAUUGGCAACUUUUGCUAACAGGAGCUCGUGAUGGAUCCAUAAAAAUGUGGAAUUUCACCACUGGAAUGUGCCUGCUUACCUUAAAUAUUGAAAAAGACUGUGAGGUAACCAGCCUUGUAUGGCUUAAAAAUCGAAUAUUGGCUACAGGAUGGAAUUUGCACAUUGUAGAGUUUGAUGACAAGGGGAAAGCUAUGAAAGGAAAGGACUGGGAAAGUUUACACACUGAUGAUGUAGUAUGCAUGGUGUGUCGUGAACCAGAAUCUUUGGCAACACUCUCUUACUGUGGUGAGCUUGUUCUUUGGAGGCUUGAAACAGGACAGCCAUACAGCUGCUAUAGUGUUGCAGAUCCCACAAACAGAAUUGUGUUGCAGCAGGAGGCAAUGGGUGCCGUUCAAGCUGCACCAUCGACUACAAGUUCAUUUCCAUCAACAAUAAGUGCCUUUUCCAAAAUCAUGGAUGCACCAUCACAACAACUAUCACAACACUCAAAAGAUUUUAGUUACAAGAGGAGGAAGACAUACCUUGAGUUGCCAGAGGGCCCCAAACUUACACGCCAGUUGUCUAGAAUAACAUUGCCUCUGUUGGGAAGUGGAUCUCGUCUAUUGGAGAAAAAUCUUAAUGCUCACACAAUGAUGUUUCUCAGCGCUCGGCCUAUGCAGAGUAAUAUUGGAACAUUGCUUAUAGCUUUGGAUAAUGGCUAUGUGCAACUGUGGGCCCAUCAUCAAGCUGGAGGUUUUAUUAGUUCAUUUCUUUGCAUACAUGUGUCUGGAGACUACAUUCUUUCCAUGGCAACUGAUCCGGAAAACUCAUAUCUUUUCACAGGAUCAUCACUGGGCUACAUAAAAGUUUGGUUGAUGGAGAAUUAUGGCUUUCCACAUGAUGUGAAUAUAUGCCUACCCAAACUCAGACUACAGUUUCCAUUUCUCCUGAAGGAUCGUAUUGAGGGGCGUGCAAAACGCAUACUGUAUAAUCAGCCACUGCCUCUCCUCCUGUCAUCAUACCGAGGACACCUGCGGGGCAUCAACCAUCUGGAAUACCUCUCUGGAUGUGAGCUUUUAAUUAGCUCGAGUGCUGAUAACACUGUUCGCAUUUGGACCUUAGCUGGACGCUAUGUGGCUGUAUUGGGUACACCAAGACCAUGGGAUCAGUUAUUACCCCACAUACCCCUACCAGCUAAACAUGCUUUCAUAUUGCCUCCUGAUGUUCGAAAGUAUGCUUCUUCAACAACACUUAAGGUACUCCGAGGUGGAUGGGUUGACUAUGCAUCACAUAAGAAAAGAGAUGAGAAUGAAGCACUUAGAGAAAUGCCAAAGGACCUCAUAGAAAAAGGAACAUAUGGUAAAAGGGUAAAAUCACCAAUUCUUGGAGAUCAUUUUAGAAUGCCCAGCAGAGUGAUGAGUCCAAGCCACCACCCAGUUCUUGAUGUUUCCUUGCCUGUGACACCUGUGUACCGUUUCCUAGAAUAUGAUGAAAUUAAAGAGCCCCGAACUAUUCCUACAAACCAAAAAGCAUUUCUUACUUUUGCUAAAUGA
This is a messenger RNA of Schistocerca nitens (vagrant locust), 2967 nucleotides long. RefSeq names its product WD repeat-containing protein on Y chromosome-like. Gene Ontology annotation, molecular function: protein binding; calcium ion binding. The transcript has 15 exons. Bases 1 to 2967 code for a protein of 988 amino acids. NCBI's taxonomy places the organism in Eukaryota, Metazoa, Arthropoda, Insecta, Orthoptera, Acrididae. The record is from RefSeq and is a predicted model, not a curated record.